Molecule: messenger RNA, 2433 nt
Organism: Homalodisca vitripennis (glassy-winged sharpshooter)
Lineage: Eukaryota; Metazoa; Arthropoda; Insecta; Hemiptera; Cicadellidae
Product: solute carrier organic anion transporter family member 74D-like
Exons: 12
Coding region: 176-2362 (728 amino acids)
Biological process (GO): transmembrane transport; sodium-independent organic anion transport
Cellular component (GO): membrane
Molecular function (GO): protein binding
Source: RefSeq, a predicted model, not a curated record
CAUUAUGUUGCCAGUCUUAACUUCAGUUUCCUCUAUAACAUCAUGAUACUAUUGGUAGAUUUUCUCGUGAUUCAGUUAUAUUGCUUUUGAGUAUAAUGAAACCGAAUUAACUAAUCCAUAUUGAUGCUUUAAUCCAACUUUCUUUACGUUAUUACUCUUACGUGUAUUGUCAAAAAUGGCUAACAAUCCAGAAACUACCGUUAAGAUUCCAGAGGAGGAGAAACUAAUGACGGAACAUUCCGAGGAACCUCCAAGAGUUCUCAGUGGACACCAGACUUCUGAAGACGAGAAGGGAGAGCCUGAGGAAGCAGGGAUGAAGAUGAGGAGGUUGACGGACAUCGCCUUGCAACUACAGAACUCGCCUGGAGAGACGAGUUGCGGCCUUGGGUGUGUUCAAGGGAAGCUACUGCAGAAGUUCGCCAACAAGAAGGCCUUUGUCAUUAUGUACGGAGUCCUGGGAAUUGUGACAGGCUCUACCAAUGCGUACUUCAACGGCACCAUAACAACGCUGGAGAAGAGGUUCAAAAUUCCGAGCACUAAUACGGGUAUAAUCAUUGUUGGAGGAGAGAUAAGUCAGCUGUUCCUGGGCCUGCUACUCAACUACUACGGCGGCAAGGGGCACCGCCCCCGCUGGAUAGCCUUCGGGGUCUACACUGUUGUGGCCUACUGCCUGAUGAACGCCCUCUGUCAUCUCCUGUACGGCCCGGGCCAGGACGCGCUCUUCCUCACCGAGGAGUUCGGCGGUCACCUGGACCUGAACACCACUGCCAGGCUAAUAGAUGCGCAGAAUCGAAAGGGCCUUUGCCAGAAGGAUGGGGUGGUCAGUGAGGAUUGCAGUAUGGACAGCGGAAGUCUCGCCCCUCAAGUGAUCCUGUUCCUGGCACAUGUGAUGAGUGGGAUCGGGGGUUCCCUCUACUACACCUUGGGGGUCUGCUAUAUGGAUGACAACAUACAGAAGUCCAAGUCUCCAGCUCUGGUUGGAUUAUCCUUCUUCAUGAGGAUGCUAGGUCCUGCCUUCGGCUACACUAUGGCCUCCCUCUGCCUCUCCAUAUUUAUCUCGCCCUCGCUCACUCCCACCAUCACCAAGCAGGAUCCGCGAUGGCUCGGGGCCUGGUGGAUCGGCUGGCUGGUGAUAGCAGUCUUCCAAGCGGCCUUCGGAGCAUUGAUAGGAUUGUUUCCCAAGACACUCCCAAGAGCCGCUGCUCGUCAAAUUCUGGCCAACGAACGUCGGAAAGCUGCAGAGGUCAAGACGGGGUUAACAGAAGAAAUGGUCAAUGAAAUGCCGGCAUCGUUGAGAGAUAUGGCGACAACAUGCAAAAAGCUGAUGAGAAACAAAAUACUGAUGUACAACAUAUUCGCCUCUGUAUUCUAUAUAGCGGGUUUUUUGCCGUUUUGGACGUUCAUGCCUAAAUACAUAGAGACCAUCUACAGACAAUCAGCUGCCUUCGCCAGUUUUAUCACAGGUACUGUGGGUCUAAUAUUCUCCGGGAUCGGAAUCCUCGGCUCCAGUCUGCUCAUAUCCAAAAUAAAACCCCGAGCACGGUCACUCGCAGCUUGGAAUGUGGCAGUGGGAAUUUUUGGAACCUUGGGGUUCAUCAGUUACGUCUUCCUCGGGUGUCCACUAAAUGAACGUCUGUCUGUUUCUCUUGCUACUGGAGUAUCCGAGGCCACGAUCUGUAAUCAGGACUGUCAAUGUAGUUUCGUCAAGUACUCCCCCGUCUGCUCUCCUGAAGGUCGCACCUUCGUCUCGGCCUGUCACGCUGGCUGCAGCGACUAUCGCACACUCGCCAACGGUAGUAAAGUUUACACUGAUUGUUCUUGUGUGCCCAAAACACAACCGGCCGCUACAAACCUGUCCCUGGAAAGUGUCCUGCACACAACCGCCCCUGAAGACUCUUGGUUUCUCACUGAGGGCGCUUGUCGUGUUGACUGUGGCAGCCGAUUUUACAUCUACCUGGCAAUCGUGUGUUUUGUAAAGUUCAUCGGGGCGUCUGGGAGAACGUCCAACUUCCUCGUUUCUCUCAGGUGUGUUGAUCAAAAGGACAAAACUGUAUCGAUGGCGCUGAACGUGUUGCUGAUGACAUUAUUCGCCUUCAUCCCAGCUCCCAUCCUUUUUGGCCAUUUCAUAGACUCGACCUGCUUGAUCUGGGGAAAGACGUGCACAAGGAGAGGUAACUGUUGGCUGUACGACGCAGACAAGCUCAAAUACCUCACCAACCUCACCUCCGCUGCAUUCAUCGGCAUUGGUACUUUAUUCGACGUCGGAGUAUGGUACUCUGUGAAGGACAUGAAGGUAUUUGACGAGGAAGUGGAAGGUGAAGGAGCUUCUGACAAUGACAAGACUCAAGAGAGGAAAACAUAGUCCAUCAAACAGUAGUAUUCAUUGUAAAUAAUGUAUAUAAAUUUAAAAAGAAGAAAAUACUCAACAGUUCA